UGAGGCGCAACAUGGGUAUUGUUGGCUUUAAUAAAGGAGCAUCUCAAGUAUAUAUACAGGGAGCGGAUGCACACUGAAGUCCAUCAUCAUUCAAGCAAUCAGUCACAUCAUCUCCUCUGCUCUUCCCACUCAACCUAUACUCGAACUCCAUACCACACGAAAGCGUUUCCAAGGCCAAAAUGCAGUUCCUCACCGCCGCAACCCUCUUCGCCGCCGCGCUCGCCGCGCCCGCACCCCAGACCUCAGACUGCCCCAACCCAGCACACUGCGGCGGCUCUGCCCCGGACCCAUCCACCUACGACAACGUCGACAUCACCGACUUCUAUCUGCGCAAGAACCCAGGCAUCCAGAAUGCCGGCUUCACGCUCUCCGGCAACAACGGCACCGUCCAGUGCGAGAUUGGCGCCGUCGAGAGUCUGCCGUCCGCCGUUGAGGUUUGCGGCGACAGCAAGUACCGCUUCGGCUUGAUCGAGGCGACCAGCACCGGCGCUGAGGUCGGCCUCCGGCUGUACCGCGAGACAGGACCUGCUGUCGGAUUGACGGGCGAAGGCGACGUGCCUACGUACUGCCACGCUGGUGGUGCAGGAGCGGAGGACUUUGUGUGCCAGCAGGUCUCCGCUCUUACGAUUGUCAUCUCGUAGUGGUGAAAGAGAAGGAUGCAAAGAGGAAAUGGCUCACCCGCUUGUAUAGUCA
This is a messenger RNA of Paraphaeosphaeria sporulosa, 693 nucleotides long. RefSeq lists its product as uncharacterized. The record is from RefSeq and is a predicted model, not a curated record. The transcript has a single exon. Lineage: Eukaryota; Fungi; Ascomycota; Dothideomycetes; Pleosporales; Didymosphaeriaceae. The coding region runs from base 180 to 641 and encodes 153 amino acids.